Messenger RNA from Emericellopsis atlantica, 1185 nucleotides. RefSeq lists its product as uncharacterized. The coding region runs from base 126 to 935 and encodes 269 amino acids. The transcript is spliced from 2 exons. NCBI's taxonomy places the organism in Eukaryota, Fungi, Ascomycota, Sordariomycetes, Hypocreales, Bionectriaceae. The record is from RefSeq and is a predicted model, not a curated record.
CCUUCCGUCGCCAAAGGAACACGGUCCUCAUCGUGUGCCAUUGAAAGAUUCCAGCGCACUUUCUUCACUCCAUUUCAAGUUCACCUCACACGCUCAUUCAACACUCUCCCUCAUUGUCCCUCACCAUGCGCGGCACCAGUCACAGAUCUUGCAUCAUGCCAGGGAGCAUGCCGGCGGCAUGGAGCACGCCGUUCCUUACCCGCACCCCAGACUGGGUCUAUUCAGAGGCGUCUAACAUGCACCUCACGAAUGACAAGACAUGGUUCGAGAACGACUUUGUCGAGUAUGACUCGCAUAUCUCCAACUCACGCGCCGCCAUCGCCAGCAUACCCGUCAGGGGUGUCGGCAGCGUGGUUCUACCCGUCAAGCAAUCUGUUGCUGGGCAGGGCUUCCAAAGCAGCGUGUCGCUGCGCCUCGAGAACGUGCUGUACGUCCCAGACUACCCUGUUAGUGUCAUCGGGCGACCCAUCAAGGCGGUAGCCAGUGUACAGUUCUCCUCGGCUACGCCUCGUGGAGCUCUAGUGUACAAGGACGGCUCGGUCGCCGCGACGUUUCUGCCAGGCAGGGACUUUUACCAGGUCAUGCUACGGGAGUCGCAUGUCGGCGCGCCCCUGGGCAGGAGUGUACUGGACGAGCACCCCGAGUACGGAACCAUGGUGGGCUUCACCUGGCCAGACCAGGAGAUGCAAAAGUGGCGGUACGCUCAGGCCGCUCUCCGCUCGCCACCCAAGAUUGGUACAUCGUGCCGCAGCGAGGUCAAGAGUGUGCUUGCGCCAGCCUUUGUUCCCGACGCGUUGGCGCAACGAAACCGCAAACGCGGAAUGGCGUGCGAUGACGAGGUCGAGAGCUCACCGAGAAGGGUGAAACGCUCCCGCGCAAUGGAUGAGAUGGAAGAAUUCGGCUCGCCGAGGUCUAUGGUCUGGAGCAGGUGCUGAUUUGUUUUUUUGUACGACAAGCGAUCGAGAUUUCGGGGAUCUGUUUAUUUGGCAUGCUUCCAUGGUGGCGCAUCUACAUUGGGAGGGUUCUGGCGCAUGGGCAGGCGUUUGGGAAUGGGAAUAAUACCGCGUAUGGCGGUUUACAGAAUGGGCUCGUCCAGGGACAGAGCUGCUUUUUCACAUGGUUCGUAUCACUAUCACAGUUAAUACCAAAACUUGCGCGUCAAGAGUGGCGUCUCUACGUUGAGCU